AGGUAGUCGUUCUUAAAGAACUGUGGGAUAUGAUUUCCUGUCGGUUGAACUCGAUCCAAAGUUGCUUAAAGUUUUGUUUUGUUUUAUUUUGUCUUAUUUAUUGAUUGGAUGAGGUGAGAGGAUGAGUAGGUUUAACCCUUUUAAGACUAAGACCAAGCGAAGUGAUAAAAACUCGGACAGUGAAUUGCCUGGUAUGUCCAUUGGUUCUCCAAUCAAUGUAAAACAUAAUAUACAUGUGGGCUUUAAGGAUGGAAACUUUGAGGGUAUACCCGAAGUAUGGAAAGACUUGUUGAAAGGAUCUGAAAUCUCGCAAGAAGAUCAAAGACAAAACCCUCAAGCUGUGAUAAAUUCCUUAAAAACCUUCCAGCAUUCUGUUAAAAGAAAAUCCUCCACAGGACAGAAAUUUUUAUUAAUUGCAAAGGAGAUUCGUGAAUCUGAUGAACUUUUAGAUUCUGAUGCAUCAAGUAGAGGUAGUGACAGUCAAAUAGAAGCAUUUGAAAAUAAAACAGAAGAAGAUGGUGAGAAACCUGUAGAAUUAAAUGAAGAACCAGCACCUGAACAAACUGGAAAAUCUUUGGAAGAAAAGAAGGCUGAAGAAAAUAACCACACAAAGGAUAAUCAUACCAAAGCAGACAAUCUUGAUGGAAAACAUGAGGAGGAUAGAGAAGAAAUAGUCCGUCGACCAAAACAAGCAGCUAAAAAGGCCUUAACAGAUGACGAAAUACACAGAGAAUUAAGAAAGUUAUCUUCUCCAGGCAACCCUAAUGAGAAAUAUGAUAUCAAGAAAAAACUUGGAUCAGGAGCCUCAGGAAAUGUAGUUAUGGCAAGUCAUAAGGGAACUGAUGAUGUAGUAGCCAUCAAACAGAUGGAUUUAACUGACCAACCGAAGAAAGAAUUAAUAAUAACUGAAAUAGAAGUCAUGAAGACAUAUCGCCACGAUAAUAUAGUUAAUUUUCUAGACUGUUAUAUGAUUGAUCUGGAAUUAUGGGUUGUCAUGGAAUGCUUAGAUGGUGGUGCCCUUACAGAUGUUGUAACAGAGACUAUCAUGAAGGAAGGACAAAUUGCUGCUGUGUGCCGUGAGUGUCUUAAAGCCUUGGUGUUUUUACAUGAUAAGAAUAUAAUUCACCGCGAUAUCAAAAGUGACAAUGUUUUGUUAGGUAUGGUUGGAGCCGUAAAACUAACUGAUUUUGGUUUUUGCGCACAGUUAAAUGCAGAGAGAAAUAAACGUGAUACAAUGGUUGGAACACCAUAUUGGAUGGCACCUGAGGUGGUCUCAAGGAAACAGUAUGAUAAUAAAGUAGACAUCUGGAGUUUGGGAAUUAUGAUUAUAGAAAUGUUGGAAGGAGAACCACCUUACCUAAAUGAAACUCCAUUAAAGGCUAUUUUCAAAAUUGCAACAAAAGGAAAACCUGAUGUUAAGAAUGAAGGCAAACUCUCUCCUGAGUUGAAGAGUUUCCUCAGUAAUUGUCUUGAAGUUGAACCAGAGAAAAGAUCUUCUGCCUUACAACUGCUCAAGCAUCCAUUUUUAGAAAAAUGUAUGCCUCUUACAACUCUCAAACCUUUGAUAUUGGCUGCUCGAAGAGAACAGGGUCAAUCCUAAAGUAGAUGACUAGAUAUGUCUUUUAAAACUGUCACAAAAUAAGCUAUGCACAUAAAUGUACAUGUAUUUAUAUAGAUAACUUUUUAACAUUAUAACAUUCCAAAAGUUGAGCUGUUAUAGUUUAAAAGUCUCAGGACAUGAAUGUUUAAUAAUUUGUAUAUAUACGAGAAAUAUUAAAGGGACAAAAUACAGAUGAUUUCUUUGGUCAUUUCAAAUUUCAUUACGGUCAGGUUAAGUAGUUUCUGAGAAAUGUAGACAAUGAAAAACCACACUCCACAUGAAAAUUGCAUCAAUGUUAAUCGGUUACUCUAUAUAUGCAAGCAACAAGAUUAAGAAAUAGUGAAGCUUUAUAAGGUCCCCUGUUUUGUCAAUUUCUCAGUUGCUAUGGGUUUGUCACAACUAUUUCUUCUGGUUAUUUGGAAGUUGGUACUAUAAAAUGGUAUUGGUAUUAAAUUCAGGUGGGGAGAACCCAUCAUUAAAGCCCCAGGUAUUAUUAAUAAAAAGAUUUGAUAUCUGUAUAUUACAUUUUUGUUCUUGAUCAUCUUUUAUGUUGUAAUGAUAUAUUUACUGUAUUAAGUUGGUAUUGAUCUAUUUUGUAUAGAAUAAUGGACAUGUCAGGGACACACAGCAAUCUCCUGUUUUAAAAGGCAAAUACUGUCGAACCGUGAUAAUUCGUAAGAAUUGUUCUGAGAUUUAAUGCAGAUGAUAACCUCUGUAUUUUAGAAGAUUUGUCUGGUUUUUUUCAUAUGACACAUUUGUGAAUAUCUUAAUUAAAGAUACAUUAUGUAAGAUUUAGAUAAAGAGCUAGCAAUUCUUGCUAUAAUAGUUCGAAAAUAGAUAAUAUAAAAUGAAUAGUUUGAAAAUUUCAUGAAAAUUACUCUAUUGCGAGCGAAGAUAUUAGCCUUUAACGGUUUGACAGGACAUGUGCAAUAAUUUCUGCCAGCAUACUGGUUGUUCGAAGCCAAACCCUGCUCCUCCAUUUUUAAAUUAAAUUAAAAUAUAGAUGAACCGUUCUAAUCUAUUUAAUAUCGGAGAAAUCCGAUGCCAUUGAGAGUUAUUGUGACCUGGAUCAGUUAUUUACGUCUAAUUAAUAAUUGAGAAAACAUUUCAGGCCUAAAGAAAGACCUGCAAUUAGGCAGAUUUAGCUCUUGCAUAAUCUAUGUUUAGUACAAUGGAUAUGUAAAGUAUGAUAGUUUCCCUAUCAAUCACCAAGUCAGACCUGGAAAAAUAAAUUUUCUUUGCCAGUUCAACAGUUGAAUACCAGAUCUGUUAAAUAUAUACUCUGAAUUUUUGUACUUUAUUUUAGAUAAACAAACACAACUUUUGUAUAAUAUUGCCAAUAUGGCUUCCUGUUAUUUUAGUAGAAAAUAUAAAGUUAUUGUGCAUGUUCAGAGGAUAAUUGUGAAGAUUAUAAAUAUUAAUAAUAUGUGCUCAUCUUACGGCAUCAAAUCAUGGAUUGCAUGAUCAUGAGUCGUUAAGAAUGACAGUUAACAUCUUGUGUGAAUACCAUAAAUGCUUGACAAUUAUGAAGUUAUUGGAUCUAAAGCUUAUUGACCUAACCAAAUCAAAGAAAAAAUUUUUUGCUUGAUAAUAACCACAAGUGUUAAUUUAAUAUUAAAUAGAAAAUAUAUAUUGUAUAGUUUGUAAAUAAUAUUUGUUAUUUUAUAAUAUUUCUUGAGUCUUACUCUUACUGUAUCUGAUAAUCUAAUGUCUCAAUCAGUUUUAAUUAUCAAUUAUUAUUAUUAUCCGACCGAUUUAACAAUAAUAUUUAUGAAUUUAAAGCUAGAAGGACAAAGGUCACUUGAGCUCCCAAUAUUUUACAGUGAUUGAUCAAGAUUGUUUAUCUAAUGUAAUUUAGCUUAUUAAAAAAAAAUUACAUGUAUGACAUAAUGAAUACCAUGACUAUAUAAGUAUAAAAAUAAUUAAUAUAAUAUAUAAUUCAUGGUAUAUAUCUGUCCACUAAAAUAAUGUUAACUGAAGUGUAUGUACAAUCGACUAGUAUAUAGAUACAUUAAUAUUGUCCAGUGGAUUUAAAUUAUGUAAAAUAAUAAUAUGCUUAUCUUGUCAUCUUUGACUCAGAGGCCUUUGAUAUGACCACUUAUUUUUCUGGCUUACAUGGCUGACCUAAGUAUCUUAAAAGUAUAUUGUGAUUCAAACUGUACAGUAUUAUUUAUUGUCAUAAUUACACAUUAAUUUACUGUCUUAAUAAUUUUAUAGUGCUAUUCUGCAUAAUCAUUCGAUUUAUUUGUCUUCACUACACUAAACAUGUUCUAUUUGAUGUCUCGGUUUCACCAAUUUAAUGACCUGUUUAGGCUAGCUUUAUUCAAACUGUGAAUGGAAUUCUGGGUGAUGCCUAUAGAGCAGAAGAGAAAAGGACAGAAUAAUGGUUAAUUAGAAAUAGUCCACUCAAUUCAGAGUUCACCUUUGUGACACCAGACUUGACCUCCAACCCAAACCAGGUAGAUCUUUAUGGGGUUGAGGCAUGGACCCAAGUUUAGAUUAGACUGCAUUGUUCUUUUUCUCUUUGUUUUGUUUAUUGUUUUUCAAAUGAAUUUAUAUAUAGUGUAGAUUUGACCUUUGACUGUCAGCUUUUGAUGGGGACAGUACAUUAUAUAAAUUGUUUUAUUUUCUUAUAUUCUGCAUGGUAAAUUUUUAUUAUUUGGCAUAUUCAAAAUAUAAAGGGUUCCUGGUGAAUCAAUUGUCAAAAUAUUGCUUGGGAUGUUCACAUUUAGGAUUUAAUUUGCUAAUUAUAUAGCCCACUAAAGUUAAUAUUCAUCUGGCUAGCAAAUAUAUUAUUUAAGGGGAUCUGUGCAUCCCGUCCAUUAAAUUUUAUUAGUUAAGAAAUCAAUUAUUAUUGUUAGUAUUUGUACCAGUUUUUGUAAAUAUUAACAUUUUUACGUUUAUAUAGUCAUGAUUUAUGUAUAUAAUGUAAUAAUGUUCAUACCUAUCAUAUCUGGUAUAUUUCUUUAAUUGGUUAAGAAUUUGGGCGUGUUAUUGGGUUUUAUUUGGUUUGUUAAUAAACCUGUAAUCAGAGACAGGAUUGAAGAUUCAUGAUAUCUUCAAGCAAAUAAUAUUUACCUGAUAUAUGUGUUCUGGAAAGCUGACAGUUUUAUUUCUCUGUAUGUCUCAAAAGGCCAUCAAUAUUGUUUAGAAAACAAAGGAUCUUUCUAGUAAGUUUAUAUGAAAAUAAUGGUGCUUUAAUGAAGUUUGUGCUUUCUAUUUACUUAGAUUAUUUACUCUUGAUUCAUUGUUAUAAAUUUCACAGUUAUUUUAUUCAAGAUAAAAUAAUUAGGGAAAUAAUAUAAUGUAUUUUAAUGCAGUUUAUAUUUUCUAUAUUUUUGAAAGAUAUGUGUAUACAAAUAACUCUACUUAUUAGUAUAUUAAAUUGUAAUCAUCUAUAUAAUACAUUUAUAAGUUCAUAUAAACAUUAUGUGCCUUUUAUUUCUAUCUGUAAACAUUUUUCUCUUGAAAAAAAUAAACUAAAUAAUCAUAUUAAAUUA
This is a messenger RNA of Patella vulgata (common limpet), 5100 nucleotides long. Its product is annotated as serine/threonine-protein kinase PAK 3. Bases 122 to 1600 code for a protein of 492 amino acids. The transcript is spliced from 7 exons. Gene Ontology annotation, biological process: regulation of MAPK cascade; regulation of axonogenesis; intracellular signal transduction. The record is from RefSeq and is a predicted model, not a curated record. Gene Ontology annotation, molecular function: protein serine/threonine kinase activity; ATP binding. Lineage: Eukaryota; Metazoa; Mollusca; Gastropoda; Patellidae. Gene Ontology annotation, cellular component: cytoplasm.